AUGACGCCGUCUCCUCCUCCUGCUGCGCCACUACUCCCAGGCCCUUCUAUCUCCCCUGAUGUCUUGGAGCGUGCUCUUCUUGAGAUGACCCGGCUGCGAGAGGAUCUUCAGGGCGCCGACCCCCAUCUGGUGGCUGGGCGCAUGGAGCUGGUCUCUGGCUGGCUCCAUUCUGACGUGUCCGUUCGGGCGGCACCGAGCCAGGCUGCGGCGACCUCUGAGAAGGAGAGGCAAGCUGCCGCCCAAGCAGUAGCUGCUCACAAAGCCGCGCUGAAGGAUGCUGAGACCGCCCAGGAUCGCUGCCGUGCGCUGGAGGCCGAGCUGAAGAAUUUAUGCAACCUGCGCGCGGAAGAAGCUCGUGGCCGCCAGAUGGAGGAGGAGAAGAUGAAGGCCCGGGAGGAUGCCAUCAAGGAUCACGACGCUGAACUGGGAGAGUUGGCGAAGGUGCAGGCCGCGGAACGCAACCGGCUGGAGGAGCUCGAGCGGAAGGACCGCGCGGCCUUUGCGCUCCUCGAGAAAAGGUCCCGCGUGGCGCUGAAGGCACUCUAUGAGAAGGGCUUGGAGAGGCCACUGACCACCGACAAGGACGGCCCUGCUCAGCUGCUUCCCUACUUGGUUGACGCGCUUGAGGAGGUUGUGGUCGGCAUUGGUCCCAUGGAGGAGGAAGAAGCCCGCGUCCUUUCCUCGGCCGCGCUGACGCGUGUCUUCAGCCACCUCCAUCUUCGCGAUCCUGCUGCCCGCCUUGAUGAGCUACUGGAGCCUGUGGACGACGAGCGUUGUGUGGCCGCUGCUGCAGCCGUGAAGGGCCAGGUGGAGGCCCUACUGAAGAAGUUCCGCAACUUCACUCUCGCGCCUUCGACCGGCGGCGCUACCGAUCCUGCAGCUCCGGCUAGCGGUACAGGUGAAGGCGACACCACCAAGGGAGGAGCACCUUUUGCGGGCGACGGCAGUGUCCAGGGGUGA
Messenger RNA from Aegilops tauschii subsp. strangulata, 960 nucleotides. Lineage: Eukaryota; Viridiplantae; Streptophyta; Magnoliopsida; Poales; Poaceae. The record is from RefSeq and is a predicted model, not a curated record.